AUGUUAAAAAGACAUUUAAAUUAUGCCAGAUCAGUAACCAAUGUGCUGUAUCUAAAGCAUAUCAGAUGGAACACUGGCCCAAAACAGAUCGAAAGUUACUUCUCGAGGUUUGGAACGGUCAGGAAGGUCAUUUUGAACUAUGUAAGUUUAUUUUUAGCGGUUAAAAGAUUUAUAUUAAAUAUACUGGUCCUGUUUAUAAUAAUAUAUUUUUUGAAGUUUCUAGCUACUUGUCAACUAAUUUAGGAUCCGAAAUGUGGACUUCACAAAGGCUACGGGAACGUUGUGUUCAGCAACAGCGAGGGCGUGCUGAAUGCUAUUGAACACAAGCCUCAUAUGAUCGAUGGAGACGUGGUAUGUUGAUUAUUACAAGCCGUUCAUAAUAACUUUAUUACCUCGCGGAUCAGAAGUCUUUGAAGAGAUCUUCAGACUUCUGUCCCAUAAGUGUCGUGUCCUAGUAGCGAUUGUUUUGAUUGCAUCAUUUUGAGGUUGAUGUGGAGAUGCAAACGAGAACGCAGCGGUGA
Molecule: messenger RNA, 521 nt
Organism: Bursaphelenchus okinawaensis
Lineage: Eukaryota; Metazoa; Nematoda; Chromadorea; Rhabditida; Aphelenchoididae
Source: the annotation of a GenBank genome assembly